Molecule: messenger RNA, 778 nt
Organism: Drosophila willistoni
Lineage: Eukaryota; Metazoa; Arthropoda; Insecta; Diptera; Drosophilidae
Exons: 3
Coding region: 134-616 (160 amino acids)
Source: RefSeq, a predicted model, not a curated record
CAGAGCUCCAACCCUUAAAAGUCACUUUUUAGAUCAAAAAUUUAAAAGUUUAAGUGCUUGGCUUCUCGAAAAUCGUAUAAAUUACAGUACUAAAUUUUUGUUGUUACAAACCGAGGGAAAUCCUGCUGCAAUCAUGGUCUGUCUUUGCAAGUAUAUGCGCAAAAUACUUCAAAGAUGUUGCUUUUGCUACUCAUUGAGGACAGGAACUUUAAUAUUUGGUUGCAUAUUCCUAACAUGGUUCUGUUAUCUAACCUUUGGCACUGCCUUCAUGAUGGAGUGCAUUUUCCCAAAUGAAUAUCUACGUGAUUCCUUUCCACCGGCGGCCCUGAAGACCACAAUGGUAUUCUCAUUCUUUGGCAUUAUAGCUGCAGCAUUUCUCUGCAUUGGUGUGCACAAUAACAAUGAGAUCCUCUUUAUACCCUUUUUGGUUUUAACACCAAUCUGGAUGUUUGUACACAUUUUGGCUCUGAUAAUUUAUUCCUUUGUCGUGGUCAUAAUCAUAUUGAUUGUAAUUACACUAUUUGUUCUUUUGUAUGCCUGGCUGGUGGUCUGGUCCUAUUUCGUUGAACUUCUCUAUGCCUACGAUGAAGAUCUCUAUCUGCCGACCUAUACAUAGACGAGUAGUUGUUAUAGUAAAAUGAUUGAAAUCCUUUAUCUUUGGCCUCAUGCAAGAAUUGUCUUUCGUAUGUUUCAAAUGGAUUUCAAAAUUUAUGUUUUAAUAACAGAAUGUCGUUCGGUUGAGAUGCGUCUCAUUUACCACAGUCACGUGACAAAAUGA